UUGCUUUCAUUUGAAUAUCAACUAACAAAGACAAUGUUACAAUUCCUCCCAGAUAUGUAUCACUAAUCUAUUAUUCCACUUUUGAGUAAAAGAUGGCAUAACUCGGCGCCUACAGACCUCAACGUAGGCGUCUAUGCACCAACAUUGGUGUAAUGCUCCAGAAGUAUCUGAUUGAUUAAUUUAGACAAUAAUCUGUGCCUCUGAACUUUGGAGAUUUUUUCUUCUAAACUGUACAUCUAUAAAAAGAUGUACAAGUGUACAGUCCCAACCAGCAAGGCUGAUGUAAAGAUUGUCUUUGCUUUGGGUAACUUUGCCUGGUUACUCAAGGGCUUUCUGGAGAAAGCCUUGAACACAGUAAGAAAAAUGAAGGAAGAGCACGAGAGCUCUGAGAUUGAAAGAAUGCUCUGUUCCAAAGAAAGUCGUACUCCUCUUUCAAAAAUGACGAACGACGAAAUCAAGAAACCAAUCAAGAGGGUAGGCUUUGGUGCCUUGCUUCCGGAUGACAAAGAAGAAGCAGACAGUUUUUAUGACGUUGUAAAAUAA
Messenger RNA from Gilbertella persicaria, 543 nucleotides. RefSeq lists its product as uncharacterized. The record is from RefSeq and is a predicted model, not a curated record. Bases 247 to 543 code for a protein of 98 amino acids. NCBI's taxonomy places the organism in Eukaryota, Fungi, Mucoromycota, Mucoromycetes, Mucorales, Choanephoraceae. The transcript has 2 exons.